UGUGCUAGGCAAUGUCCUCCAUACUGUGGAUACAAUAGUAAAUAAGACAGACAAGACUCCUAACCUCAUGAAGAUUAAAUUCUAGUCACUUUGCAGCUAGAAGCUAAGGUUUUGAGAUGUUAAAGGGCUUGUCCAAGGUUAUUCAGUAAUUUUGUGACACAGGUAAGACUAAAACCCAAGUCUACCUGACUGCCAGUGCAAAGUCAUGACCUUUCUCUCAUCUACCUUUUGCUUUGUCCACUUCAGUCUCUGUCCACCAGGAUGACCCCAGAGAACCUCACAGGGGCCAGGGUUGUGCCUGCUGAAUUCAUCCUCCUGGGCAUCACAGAUCGCUGGGACCUGCGCAUUACCCUUUUCCUGAUCUUCCUGACUGUCUACCUAGUGAGCCUGCUAGGAAACAUGGGCAUGGUGCUGCUAAUCUGCGUGGAUGCCCGGCUCCACAUGCCUAUGUACUUCUUCCUGGCCAACCUCUCUCUGUUGGAUGCCUGCUAUUCCUCAGCCAUUGGCCCCAAGAUGCUAGUGGACCUGCUACUGCCCCGUGCCACCAUCCCUUACGCAGCCUGCGCCCUCCAGAUGUUUGUAUUUGCAGGUCUGGCUGAUGCUGAGUGCUGCCUCCUGGCAGCCAUGGCCUAUGACCGCUAUGUAGCCAUCAGAAACCCUCUUCUCUAUACAACAGCCAUGUCAAGGCAUCUAUGCCUGGCCUUGCUGGGAGCAUCAGGCCUGGGAGGAGCAGUGAGUGCCUUUGUCCAUACAACCUUCACCUUCCGCCUGAGCUUCUGCCACUCCCGUGAGAUCAACAGCUUCUUCUGCAAUAUCCCUCCACUGCUGGCCAUCUCAUGCAAUGACACCAGUCUCAAUGAACUCCUCCUCUUUGCCAUCUGUGGCUUCAUCCAGAUGGCCACAAUACUGGCUAUUGCUGUGUCCUAUGGCUUCAUUGCUGGGGCUGUGAUCCGCAUGCAUUCAGCAGAGGGCCGCCGACGAGCAGCCUCUACCUGUGGGUCCCACCUCACAGCUGUGGCUAUGCUCUAUGGGACCAUUUUUAUGUACCUACGUCCCAUCUCCAGCUAUGCCCUGGACACUGACAAGAUGGCAUCUGUGUUCUACACCCUCGUCAUUCCAGCUCUCAACCCGCUCAUCUACAGCCUCCGUAACAAGGAGGUGAAGGAGGCCCUCAGGAGGACCCGGAGCCGAUUCUGUUGUACAGAGCCGGGGCACUCAUGAAAGGUCUGGGGGGUGUGGUUAGGACUGACUGUGAAGAGGUGAGGAGCAUGCUCUUUCAGGCCCCUAGCACUGUUGGUAAAAACGGAUGUUCCUCUGGCUUGUGUGUCUCUUGUCAUUGUUUAAGGGACUACAAAGGAGGAGAAAAGGGAAGCAUACAUAAUGGAGGCAGAAGUGGCUAGACCUAGAACCAAUACCAAGACAAGGUUAAUGUUGCUACUGAGCUGCCUUAGGUUCCCCAAUGUUCAAAACAUAAAAGUUCCUAAAUGUUACCUGGUGAAUCAACAGAUGGUUUAUUGGCCACCGGUACUUAUACAGGUUGAUCCCCAGAAAUACCAGGUUAGAGUGGUAAUGACUCCAAAUGUUCCUAGAUUCUUGUCCUUUUUAGGGUUCUUGGCCAACGAGUCUGCUCCUG
Messenger RNA from Loxodonta africana (African savanna elephant), 1633 nucleotides. RefSeq names its product olfactory receptor 5C1. NCBI's taxonomy places the organism in Eukaryota, Metazoa, Chordata, Mammalia, Proboscidea, Elephantidae. Gene Ontology annotation, cellular component: membrane. The record is from RefSeq and is a predicted model, not a curated record. Gene Ontology annotation, biological process: sensory perception of smell; G protein-coupled receptor signaling pathway. Gene Ontology annotation, molecular function: olfactory receptor activity; G protein-coupled receptor activity; odorant binding.